This is a messenger RNA of Mesorhabditis spiculigera, 342 nucleotides long. The record is from the annotation of a GenBank genome assembly. NCBI's taxonomy places the organism in Eukaryota, Metazoa, Nematoda, Chromadorea, Rhabditida, Rhabditidae.
ACGUCGAAUCGCAGCCAGAAGACGAAGGCGGAGAACAAAGCCGACAACAGCAACAAGUCGAGCUCCGGGCGCGGCGACAAGGGUUCUACCAAGGAUGGCUACUGCAAAACGGCAAGGACCGGAAGCCGCGAUAAGGCGCAAGCAAAGCCCGGAUCAAGCGAAAAAGGCAGCGGAUCCACGAAGAAAGCCAAGCCGGGCUCAAGCGAAAAAGCUGCUGGUUCGGCGAAGAAACCAAGUCCCAAAGUCGAAAGCCUAAAGAAGUCGGGCUCGAAGAAUCAAUGCGGAACAACAAGCUCGCUGCUGCGGCCGACGCGCGGGAUCCCUCGAAGAAAGAAUGUGGGU